AUGCGGCGUAGUACAAAAAUGGACAAGGCGCAGCAACAGCAAAAGCAACAACAGGUGAACGACAAAGUCAGCGACCGUGAUGACGCCGACGACGUCUAUACCGCGAUUAGGCGAUCUGUGGUGUCGGUAGUAACCGCGGCCGUGACGUCCGGCUCUCUCAAACUGCGACCCAACUGUUUGGAACUGUUUCGUGGUACGUUUGUGUUGGGUGAAAACUUAAGGCCGUGGCUGAUAGACAUCGUGUCGGAUGACCCGUGUCUAGCCGCCGACUGCAAAGAACGUGACCGGGUGGCGCCUGCGGCUACCCGCGUAGCCCGGAGCGCAGUCCAGGGCAUCGGUAUGAUGCUGGUCGAUAGAAGUCGUGGUCGGGCGUGGCUUGUGCCGCUUGUGGGUCCUGCUGGUCAGCAUCUUGGACGCGGUGAACAGUUGCGGUGCGUACGAUUCGGCGCCGGCUGGCAUCGGGCACUCAUGGAUCAUGUCGAACAUGCCAAUCCGGGUAACCCCGACCUCGACUUCUAUCGACCAGAGUAG
This is a messenger RNA of Macrosiphum euphorbiae (potato aphid), 531 nucleotides long. The record is from the annotation of a GenBank genome assembly. NCBI's taxonomy places the organism in Eukaryota, Metazoa, Arthropoda, Insecta, Hemiptera, Aphididae.